Messenger RNA from Entamoeba nuttalli P19, 636 nucleotides. RefSeq lists its product as hypothetical. The record is from RefSeq and is a predicted model, not a curated record. Bases 1 to 636 code for a protein of 211 amino acids. NCBI's taxonomy places the organism in Eukaryota, Evosea, Mastigamoebida, Endamoebidae. The transcript has a single exon.
AUGAAACAAACAGUUGUAGUUAUACCAACAAACCAUACAUCAAUUCGUGUUCAUUCAGGAUUUCACAAUGAGUAUAUUCUGAACCAACUCAAAAAUGAAUAUCAAGUCAUUGACUCUCCAAUUCUAAGUCAUGACAUUCUCUUACCAAAUAAUAUUUAUAUUGAUAUUGUUAAUGCUGAUUCUAUUAUUUCUGAUGCUGAUUAUACAACAUUGGUUCAAAGAAGAAAAUAUCUUAAAGACACUGACAUUGUUAUUUUCUUCUUGAAAACAUCUUUCAAUUCUUCUCUCAUUCAACGUCUUCAAUUUGACUUAUCUCCAUCUUCUUCAUUUUUGUUUAUUCCAAUAGAAGAUGAUGACAUUUUGUUAAUGAAUUGCAUUAAUUAUGUUAUUAAAUCAAAUGUUGAAUCUUUUCAUAGUGAUGAACCUAACUUUGUUAAUGAGAUAAAAUCAUUUGCAUCAGAAUUAUCAUCGUUGCUUAAUGUUGAUGUUUAUUCAAUGAUGAAAACAAAUCAUUUGUCUAUUUCUGAUUUGUUCAAUUCAUCAGUAUUAUUAUCAAAAGGUAUUAAUGAAGAUGUUAUUCAAUCCCUUGCCCAAUUAUUUUCAACUGACCGUUUCUUAUAUUUUUGUUUUGAUUAA